Molecule: messenger RNA, 2976 nt
Organism: Dromaius novaehollandiae (emu)
Lineage: Eukaryota; Metazoa; Chordata; Aves; Casuariiformes; Dromaiidae
Gene: NPTX1
Product: neuronal pentraxin 1
Exons: 5
Coding region: 109-1425 (438 amino acids)
Biological process (GO): axonogenesis involved in innervation
Source: RefSeq, a predicted model, not a curated record
GGGCGCGCGGCCCCGCCCGGGCGCUAUAAGAGGGGCGCGUGCCGCAGUGGGCCCGGCAGCCGGCGGCGAGCGGGGGCCGUGCCGUGCCGUGCCGUGCCGGCCCCAGCCAUGGCCACGACCGCGGAGCUGCCCGGCAGCCGCCUCCUCCUGCUGCUGCUGCCGCUGCUGCUGCUGCCGCUGCGGGGUCGCGGCCAGGGCCUGGGGCAGACGCGCUUCAUCUGCACCUCGGUGCCGCUGGACGUGGACAUGUGCACCGCCCCCGCGCAGGGCGCCGGCGCCGCCGAGGAGCUGCGGAGCACGGUGCUGCAGCUGCGGGAGACGGUGCUGCAGCAGAAGGAGACCAUCAUGAACCAGAAGGAGACGAUCCGCGAGCUGACGGCCAAGCUGGGCCGCUGCGAGAGCCAGAGCGUGCUGGACGCGCUGCCCGGCGAGCCGCGGCCCGGCGGCAGGAAGCAGCCCGGCGUCUCCAAGAACACCAUGGGGGACCUGUCCCGGGCCCCCGCCGCCGAGACGCUCAGCCAGCUGGGGCAGACGCUGCAGUCGCUGAAAACGCGCCUGGAGAACCUGGAGCAGUUCAGCAGGAUGAACUCCUCGAGCCAGACGCACAACCUGAAGGACAUUCUGCAGAGCAAGAUAGACGACCUGGAGAAGCAGGUGCUGUCGCGGGUGAACAGCCUGGAGGAGGGCAAGUACCACCCCAAGAACGAGUCCGAGGAGCGCGGCAAGAUCGAGAGCACCCUCACGUCGCUGCACCAGCGCAUCAGCGACCUGGAGAAAGGCCAGAAGGACAACCGGCCCACGGACCGGUUCCAGCUCACCUUCCCGCUGCGCACCAACUACAUGUACGCCAAGGUGAAGAAGAGCCUGCCCGAGAUGUACGCCUUCAGCGUGUGCAUGUGGAUGAAGUCCAGCGCCUCGCCCGGCAUGGGCACCCCCUUCUCCUACGCCGUGCCCGGGCAGGCCAACGAGCUGGUGCUGAUCGAGUGGGGCAACAACCCCAUGGAGAUCCUCAUCAACGACAAGGUGGCCAAGCUGCCCUUCGCCAUCAACGACGGCAAGUGGCACCACAUCUGCGUCACCUGGACCACGCGGGACGGCGUGUGGGAAGCCUACCAGGACGGCACGCAGGCCGGCAGCGGCGAGAACCUGGCGCCCUACCACCCCAUCAAGCCGCAGGGCGUCCUGGUGCUGGGCCAGGAGCAGGACACGCUGGGCGGCGGCUUCGACGCCACGCAGGCCUUCGUGGGCGAGCUGGCCCACUUCAACGUGUGGGACCGCAAGCUGAGCCCCGGCGAGGUGUACGGCCUGGCGACCUGCAGCAGCAAGGCGCUCGCCGGCAACGUCAUCGCCUGGGCCGAGGCCGCCAUCGACGUCUACGGCGGGGCCACCAAGUGGACUUUCGAGGCCUGCCGCCAGCUCAACUAGGGCCCCGCCGCGCCGCGGACACGCCGCACAGACCUCCUCAUCGCCCUCUUUCUUUCCUUUUUUUCCGCGCAAAAACAACCGAGAACGACGACGCCCGUCUUGUCCCGAGGAGCCGGGGUGCCCCGCGGCGUGGCUGUCCCCCCCCCCCGCCCCAGAGCCCCUCCACCGUCCGGUUUCUGUCUUGCCAACGUCCUUCAACGCCUGCGUGCCUUGGCCCGGCGCGGCUGCGCCCCCCCCGCUGCCCCCUCCCCGGCCCGGCCCCUCGCUUCGCUGCCGCCCCCCCAGCACCACCGUCUGCGGGAGCGGUGGGGGCCGGGUGCCCGGGGGGGGCUGCACUGGAGCCCCCUCGGGUCCCCUCUUCCUCCAGCCCUGGAGCCGGGGGGACCGCGAAGCCCCGGCCCUGCUCCUUCCUGCAGCAUCUCUCUGCCCUGGAGCUGGGGGGGGGGAUGGCAGAGCCCCCCCAGCCCUGCUCCUUCCUGCAGCAUCGCUGUGCUCCGGAGCUGGGGGGGGGGGGGGGGGAUGACAGAGCCCCCCCAGCUCCCUCCCGGGGUGCUGCUCUGCUCCGGAGCUGGAUUGCAGAGCCCCCCCUCUCCCCCUGGAGCCAGGCUGCCCCCGCCACUGCCCUGGGGGGGGGUCCCGGCCCCGCGGCGGGCGCCCCGCUCCGACCUGCCUCACUCAGGUACGUCCUGCCGCCCCGCGCCGCCGCCGCUGCCCUCGCCUGCCCCGGCCCCUGGAAGCCUGGCUACCACUGAACAGCCCGAAGCCUUUCUGCUUUUGAUAAUACAAUGUAUUGUUUCUCUAACCGUAAAAGGAAGUUUAUUACCAAUAAAAAAAAGGUAUUUUUAUGAAGAAGAGAAUAUAGAAUUAAGCAAUGCUCCCUGAGAAAGAAGUACUUUGAGAUUCUGUUGGAAAAGCGAUAAAAGAAGCGUAUUUUGGAAUAAUAACUGCAUUUUGUAUGGUUUCCUUUUCUAAACUCCUGGUUUGUACUACAGAUUGCAGAAAUCACCCCUGCGCCCCGGCAGGGCCGCCCCGGCGGGGCGGGAGGCCGAGGCAGGGAGGGCGCCGGGGACCGCGCUCGCACCGGCCGCGUGACCGCGAUGCACGCCGCGGCUCCGGGCGGCGUGUUUUAACCGUGCUCUUUUUAAAACCAUCGUGAGUUAAUUUGUUGAGCUGCUCCCGAGACCCUGCUCCCGCCAGCGCGACCUGCUGAGAAGAUCAAGCCACCGAGAAAAUUGAGCCUCCAGUCCCAGUUGCAUCAGAUUUGCCAAAAAAGGGUGUGAUAGCAACACAAUGUAUAUACUGUACAGUAGGGGGGAGAAUAAAUGUAUCUUAAUCUGUCGUUAUUUUGCUAACCAAAGCUGUACAUUUUUCCUAUCUCUUGCUCUGUCUGUCUGGGUUUCGAAGGGGUUACAGACGUCCGGCGCCUCCAGCCCGCUGCAGCCCUUCGGGAAAUGCACCGUUUCUACCGAGACUCCUGCUUUUUCCAUGUUACUGCUGAGACUACAUGAAUUGUUGACUUUAUUUUUACACAAUAAAGAGUGAAGAAAGACA